Messenger RNA from Symphalangus syndactylus (siamang), 925 nucleotides. RefSeq lists its product as uncharacterized. Lineage: Eukaryota; Metazoa; Chordata; Mammalia; Primates; Hylobatidae. The record is from RefSeq and is a predicted model, not a curated record.
AUGGACUAUGGCACAGGAGGACCACCACUCCCGCAUGCCCUGGAUCACUGCAGGACAGGUCCCCCACUCCACCGUACCCUGGAAUAUGGCACUGGAAGACCCCCGUCCCGCCGCUACUCGGACUCCACCACAGAAGACCUUCGCCCCCUUGUGCCUUGGACAAAGGCACGGGAGGACCUGACUUCACCGCCCCAUGGGCUAUCACAUAGGAAAACCCCCACCCCACCCCCACCCCGCGCCAGAGACUCUGACAAGACAGGACCCCUGCCCCCUGCUCCCCGGACUACAGCAAGGCAGGAACCACCCUCUUCCGAGGUCCUCACUAUGGCAACUGUGGACCCCCGCCCUGCAUUGGAGGACCAAUGCCUUCCUGCGGACUCAAGCACUGGACUAUCGCAGGGCAGGAUCCCUGUCCCGCCAUGCCCUACACUAUGGCACGGGAGGACCCAGCCUCACUGUGCUCUGGACUCCAGCACCAGAGGACUCCUACACGGAGGACUCCCGCUCCACCACGUCCUGGACUCCUGCACAAGAGAACCCCCGCCCCGCUGCACCCUGGAUACAGCAAGGCAGGAAUCCCGCCCUGUUGCGCUCUGGACUGCGGCACCUGAGGAUCCACACCCCAGCGCGCCCUGGACUACUGCUCCGCAGGACUCCUGUUCCGCUGCACUCUGGACUAUGGCACCAGAGGACCCAGCCUCCCUGCGUCCUGGACUAAGGCACCAGAGGACCCAGCCCCUCGCAUCCUGGACUAUGGCACCAGAAGACCCAGUCCCCUGGCGUCCUGGACUAAGUCACAGUAGGACCCCGCAGCAUCGUGUACUCCUGCACAGGAGGACCCUCGCAGGGCUGCGCCCUGGACUGAGCUGCUGAAGGAGCCCCACCCUUGCCUCACCCUGGACUAAGGCGCUGGAGAACUCCUGCU